UUCCUCUUCUCCUCGGGAUGCCAAUCUCCCAGAGUCAAGACCCAAACCUAGAGAGUGCCACUCACUCAACUCAAAACACACUCCUCUUCUCCACGACUUUCUCUAAACCUAGCUCUCUCUCUGUUUCAAUGGAGGAACCACAGGCAAUUAUAAUGCAGAUCAACGGUGAUGAAGAAGAAGAAUGCUGCGGCAGCGGAGGCGGAGGAGGAGGAGACGAGUUCUACGAGAUGAUCGAGGCGCCGAAGUUCGUUGACCUCACCAAACCCGAUCACUACCGCCCCGACCACGACGAUCGCUUCUGGUUCUGCUUACGUGUCGGAUGUGACCGGAAGCAUGAGGAAGAAAUCGAUUCUGAAGCCAUCUACAAAAAUUUUGUUCUCCGGGUCAUGGCAGCAAGAAGUCCCAAUAUACGCCUUCGAAAAGCCCUAAAUAGAAGAGCCCCAAGUGCAAAUGUGAAAUGCCCACAUACGGCUCCCCCGAAAUCAUCCAAGUCUAGAAUAUCAAGAUUAGCCAUCAUGUCUUCAAUUUCUCAAAAAGUGGUUGAGACCAAAUUGAAAGCCAGGCCACCUGCUAAGCUCAAUGCAACCCCAAAUUUAAAGGCAAAGCAAUCUUCUAAUGUGGCUAAGGCUCUUACUACUCCAAGGAAUCGUAAGCCCCUCUCAAAUCCUAAUACAUUUAGAAGUGUUCGGAACCCAAAAGCAACAUCAAUUGCUGUGCCAAAGAAUAGAGUCAUAGCAAAGGCUUUAGUCUUUAACUCACCAAAGAAAGCAGUAAAGGCAAAGCCUUUUUCAGAAUUGAAUACUUCUGUGAGAACAAUGUGUGCAGCAAUGAAGAAGCUUGAGAUCACCAGUGGAAAGAAGCAAGUAUUAGGCUAUAACAAACCACUGCCUAGAGAUGCUUCAAGAAAGCCAUUAAGAGGACGAGAAGUUAAAAGUCGGGUUUUCAAUUCCUUGCAUUCUCACAGCUGCAAGGUCCCAGAAGCCAAAUCUUCAAGAACCUUGAAGAGAAAGAACGAUGAAAUAGGCAAACAACCCUAUCAUGAUCAUGUGCCCCGUGAAGGGGAUGAUUCUAGUGACAUGGAUAUAGACGAGAAAUCAAGGGGUGGUUCUUUUGAAGGGUGCUCUGCAUCAGGUACUUCUAAUAGCAGUGAAGAAAAUGGGCGUGAAGAGUGUUUGAAAACUGUGGAAUCACAGAAAGGUGAGAAUUCAGUUGAUGUUUUCUCAGAUUCCUCAAGAGGUGACAAUAUUGCCCUAUCAAGUUCCGAAGAGAGGGAUUCAGUAGAGAAAGAUGUUCCCGACUCCCAAUCUCUUAGUGGAGCAGCUGAAGGGACCAGUGAAAGAAGUGAUUGUGAGGAGAAAGUAAAAUCAAGUUCAGGGAAAAGGGAAGUCCAUGAAGUCAAGGAAAGCGACGAUAAGGAAAAUGCUCUCCUGACCUGUGAUGAUACAAAAAAUGACUGUGAAGUCAUAGAUAUUGAUGACAAGGAAAAUGCUUUAGCAUCAGAUGUUAACAGGGUGCAGAAUCAGAAUAAUGGCCACCGUGAAAGGAUAACUCUGGGGAAGCAUGAGACUUCAAAAGUUUCACAAAAGGUUAACCGAGUAACAGGUAAGACUUUAAAAGACAGUUCCAUCUCUGCUGCCACCAUUGCACAAGGGGUGAAGUAUAGGAAACCAAAGCCCACAAAUCCCAAGCCUUUUAGGCUAAGAACUGAUGAAAGAAGGAUUCUUAAGGAAGCAAACUUGGAGAAAAAACUCGCACCCCUGAAAGAAAUUACAACAGCUCCAAGGCCUCUUGUUAGAAACUCAGAAAGAAUGCAUCAGAAUGUAAUCCUAAAAAAUGAAAAAUCCCAUGGAAUAAGUGAACGUGUGUAUGAUAUGCGUGAAGGUGGUGAAAAGAAAGUAAAAAGAAUAACAAAAGAUGAUCAAUCUAUAAGGAUUGGAAGUACUUGCAUCAAGGCUACAAAAGUAGAUGUGAAACGAAAAUCAUCUCCUACACAUAGACGAAUUGUUUCUACAUACCAGAAAGCCAACCUUCCUACUUCACUGGUGGAACAUGGAGCAGCUCAAAAAUUGAAGGACAGCUUAAAAAAGACUAAAUCACCAAUGAUGCAACAAAAACUUGCAAAGCCUGGAGGAGCUACGUCAAGCAGGAAAGAAAUGGUUUCCCGCAUGACAUCUGGUCAACUCAGUGUGAUUAAAGAAACCUCAUCAACAGUUUUAACACCCAAACAAGAGGCAAAGCCAUAUGAGAGUGGUGCUUCCCCAGGAACUAAAGCUUCUACUCAAACUACUUCACGGUCAUUGUCACGGGGAAGAAGGCCUCUAACCAUUCCAAAGGAGCCAAAUUUUCAUAGCAUCCAUGUGCCCAAGAGCUGCACAAGGAAAGGUGAUUCCCAUCAAAUUUAACUUUUUGAGGGUAUGAUAUCCUGUGUUGUUCAAUAACAUCAUUGAAUUGUAUUUUCUUGUUUAAAUUUUACUGUCUCCUGCUUUUAGGAAUUGGUUCAUUUAAGCAAAUGUGUGUAUGUUGUAACAUUUGAGAUUCAGAAAUGAUUAGUAUUUAAUUAUUUAUUCAUUUAAAAAGAGAGAGACAAUUUGAUUGAUUA
Molecule: messenger RNA, 2599 nt
Organism: Quercus robur (English oak)
Lineage: Eukaryota; Viridiplantae; Streptophyta; Magnoliopsida; Fagales; Fagaceae
Exons: 10
Coding region: 18-2402 (794 amino acids)
Source: RefSeq, a predicted model, not a curated record